AUGUCAAAACUACUGCUUGUUGUUCUCCUACUCGCCGUGCUAGUACAACUCUCCACCGCCCAAUGGGGCAUGAUGGGACCAUAUGGAAUGGGUGGCAUGGGCGGUAUGGGCAUGUAUCGACCAUGGGGCAUGGGAAUGUACCCAGGAAUGGGCGGCAUGGGCAUGUACCGUGGAAUGGGAAUGUGGGGAUAGAUCAAACAACUUAAUCACAGAUUUUAUCUACUUACCCCGUUAUUAUAUACAGUGCCAAUCGUCAUGUACAAAAUUAUUUAUGUUUUUGAAUGAAAAAAUUAAUAAAGAAAAUAUUAACGUAUCUGUUGGAAUAAAUGAAUAAACUGCAAAAUUGAAAUAAGCAACGCUAUUAUAAAAAACAGUUGAUAUAGUUGACAAAAUAAUUGACCGCAGAAACAAACCGUGAGAAAUGGCACCAAGCCAGAAAAGAGCUGCUAGGAUUAGGGCUGUUUAGACUUGAAAACGGCCUACUAGGCAAAGCAAAUUUAAGAGAAGUCAAGCCGGGCCGGAGUUAUGUGGACCAAAGAAUUAGGGCCCAAACCAAGACUCUAAAGUUAAGGUCCCGGGUCGUGUCAAAGCAAGUUUUAAAGAAGACAGGCAGAGACGUAAAUCCACAAGGCGUAGCUCAAAUAAAUGUCAAGUUCCUUUCCAGGUCUACCUCAAAGUAGAUACAGUGGCCUCUCUAUAUAGUGAGCAAAAUGUAUAAGCAACUCUCUUUUUUAUUUUCCAGUUUUUUUUCUAAUGUGCAAGACCAAACUAUAAAACAAACGUAAACCAUUACAACUUAUCAACGUUUCGCACAUCGCACACAAAAAAUGGUAAAAUACGGCCAAUCCCGCUAAUCCUCUUACAACCGCGUUAUAGCAAAUUAUCUGAGCCCCAUAGAAAAAACCAUUUCGUAUAAGAAAACUUCAGAUAUAACAAAGUAUGUAACGCUGCACCGUAUGAUCGUUCAAUUGCCUAUGCGGUUCGGGAGUUUGAUUAUAUCAAGAAUUCCCUGUUAAUUAAUAAUGACAAAGUUAUCAUUAAAACACUUUAUAGUAACAACCUCAUAACUCUUACAGUAAUUUAGAUCGUUAACCUAAUAAUUUUCGAAUUGGCCGAACAAAGAAAUACCUUCUCACGACGUAACUGAUUUCACAACUCCGACUAGGAAGUAAAAACUGUUAAUAAAAGGUUUAAAGUUUACUUUUUUCCAAUUGAAGCUAUAUGAUGUUACAAUAAGUGACUAAACUAUAGUCGGUUUUUGUCCAAAAUUUGCCGAGUUUGGUGUGGUCGAACAAGAAAGAGCAAAAGCAUCAAUAACUUCUAGAAACGUGUAGAAAGUAAAAUAAACAUUACGAUUUAUUUUGUUUCUUUUUUUCGGUGUGAUCCACCCAUUAAACUUGUAGUAUAUAAGCUACAGAGGAUGCGUGAGAAAUAACAGUUAAGUGUUACAUUGUUGUAGACUUUUACUGAGUAAGUUUAAAGUUUUCAUAGUUAAGGCUAGGACUAGAGCUAGAGCCAGAGCUAGAGCUAGAGCUAGAGCUAGAGCUAGAGCUAGAGCUAGAGCUAGAGCUAGAGCUAGCGCUAGAGCUAGAGCUAGAGCUAGAGCUAGAGCUAGAGCUAGAGCUAGAGCUAGCGCUAGAGCUAGAGCUAGAGCUAGCGCUAGAGCUAGAACUAGAGCUAAGGUUAGAGAAAGAGCUAGAGCUAGAGUUAGGGCUAAGACUAGGGCAAAAGAUAGAAGGUUUCAAAAUUUUUUUAAAAUUUUAAUUUAAAAUUCGUUUUAGAAAAAUGGCAAAAGCGCUGCUUCUAAUCCUACUCGUUGCCAUUUUGGUGCAACUCGCCACAGCCCAAUGGGGUUACGGCAUGUGGAGUCCGUAUGGAAUGGGCGGCUACGGUAUGGGUCGCUAUGGCAUGGGAAUGUAUCGACCAUGGGGUAUGGGCAUGUACCCCGGAAUGUGGGGAUAG
Messenger RNA from Bursaphelenchus okinawaensis, 1962 nucleotides. Lineage: Eukaryota; Metazoa; Nematoda; Chromadorea; Rhabditida; Aphelenchoididae. The record is from the annotation of a GenBank genome assembly.